AUGGUGGGCUACGCUGUGGGCCUGGGCAACGUCUGGCGGUUUCCGUAUCUCACCUACCAGAAUGGCGGAGGUGCUUUUCUAAUCCCGUACACCCUGAUGUUGGCAUUAGCUGGCUUGCCCUUAUUUUUCAUGGAAUGUUCCCUUGGGCAGUUUGCCAGUCUAGGGCCAAUUUCUAUCUGGAGAAUAUUACCGUUGUUUCAAGGAGUGGGCGUCACAAUGGUCAUCAUCUCAACAUUUGUGUCGAUCUACUACAACGUUAUCAUUGCUUACGCACUCUACUACUUAUUUGCCUCAUUUCAAAAAGUGCUACCGUGGUCAGAUUGCUUUUCCUGGGCAGAUGAGUUCUGCAGCAAAAUACGAUUAGUAAGCGACUGCAAUGCAACCUUACAUGGAGAAAUCAUUCAUGCAAACUACUCGUUCAUCACAAGCAACAACCUCACAUGUAUGAAUGGCACCAUGAACUACAAACCAGUGCAAUUUCCCAGUGAGCAAUACUGGAAUAAAGUGACUCUCCAGCGCUCCAGUGGGUUGGACGAGACUGGUAACAUCGUGUGGUACCUGGCUCUCUGCCUCCUGCUGUCCUGGAUGAUUGUUGGAGCUGCACUGUUUAAAGGAAUAAAAUCUUCCGGAAAGGUCGUCUACUUUACCGCGCUCUUCCCAUAUGUCAUCCUGCUCAUCUUGCUGGUGCGAGGUGCCACCCUGGAAGGUGCUCUGGAUGGCAUCGAAUACUAUAUUGGGAGACAGUCCAACAUCACCAAGCUGAUGGAGGCAGAGGUUUGGAAAGAUGCAGCCACCCAGAUAUUCUACUCCCUGUCCGUGGCAUGGGGCGGGCUUGUUGCUUUGUCUUCAUAUAAUAAGUUCCACAACAACUGCUACUCGGAUGCUAUUUUUGUUUGUGUAACCAACUGUGUCACCAGCGUAUUUGCUGGGUUUGCAAUAUUCUCCAUCUUGGGACAUAUGGCAUUCGUGUCCGAGAGACCCGUCUCGGAGGUCGUGGACUCAGGAUUUGAUCUGGCAUUUGUAGCCUACCCAGAGGCUCUCUCCAAGUUACCAGUUUCUCCUCUGUGGUCCUUCUUGUUUUUCUUCAUGCUCCUGCUCUUGGGCCUUGACUCUCAGUUUGCCACCAUAGAAACACUUACAACCACCAUACAAGAUAUAUAUCCUGAAGUGAUGAAAAAGUUAAGAAUGCCUAUAACCCUGGGUGUAUGCAUAUUGCUCUUCUUUCUCGGUCUUAUCUGUGUUACUCAGGCAGGAAUUUACUGGGUUAACCUAAUAGAUCACUUCUGUGCUGGAUGGGGAAUCCUUAUUGCAGCAGUCCUGGAGAUAAUAGGCAUCAUCUACAUUUAUGGAGGAAACAGGUUCAUUGAAGACAUUGAAAUGAUGAUUGGAAAGAAGAGCCGUGUAUUCUGGCUGUGGUGGAGAAUGUGCUGGUUUUUCAUUACUCCUGUGCUGUUAAUGGCAAUUUUGGUCUGGUCUUUGAUCACGUUUUCACCUCCCACUUAUGGCUCAGUGUUAUAUCCAGCCUGGGGAACUGCUGUUGGCUGGUGCAUGAUUAUCUUCUGCGUCAUCUGGAUUCCCAUCAUUGCUAUUGUAAAAAUAGUUAAAGCUGAAGGAAACCUUUGUCAGCGCAUUGUAAGCUGCUGCAGGCCCGCUGCAAACUGGGGUCCCUACCUGGAAUGUCACCGAGGAGAAAGAUACAGCCAUGUUGUAGAUCCCAAAAAGGAAAAGGAACACGAGAUUCCUACUGUGGCUGGCUUUGUAUACACUCAACAAUGA
Messenger RNA from Pygoscelis adeliae (Adelie penguin), 1776 nucleotides. RefSeq names its product solute carrier family 6 (amino acid transporter), member 14 (gene SLC6A14). The coding region runs from base 1 to 1776 and encodes 591 amino acids. Lineage: Eukaryota; Metazoa; Chordata; Aves; Sphenisciformes; Spheniscidae. Gene Ontology annotation, biological process: sodium ion transmembrane transport. Gene Ontology annotation, molecular function: L-proline transmembrane transporter activity. The transcript is spliced from 13 exons. Gene Ontology annotation, cellular component: membrane. The record is from RefSeq and is a predicted model, not a curated record.